AUGGAAUCCCUCUCAGAGACCCUGUGGGAUGUAGUGAUCAGCGGCACUGGGCUACAGCAGUCCCUACUCGCCCUAGCUUUGUCGCGUUCAGGCAAAAACAUACUCCACGUCGAUCCCAACGACUACUACGGGGGCUGCGAGGCGGCUUUCAGUCUCCAAGAGGUGGACGAGUGGGCUGAGAAGCACAGCUCUGCUGACAACGGGAAACUGUUUGCUGCCGCAGAGGUCAAGCGUGAUGGCGACAGUCCAGCUUCGGUACGAGCUUACAGCUUGGCCCUUGCGCCGCAGCUGAUACACUCGCGAUCGAAGCUGGUGACACAGCUGGUCGACUCGAAAGCGUUUCGCCAGAUCGAGUUCCUCGCCGUCGGAUCCUUCUACAUCUACCAACCACCCUCAGAAUCUUCCCCGACCCCUUCGCUCAGCAGGAUCCCCUCGACCCGAGAAGAUGUUUUCUCAAACACAUCUAUACCGGCCCGGUCCAAGCGGUCCCUGAUGAAGUUCCUCAAGUUUGUGCUUGACUAUGAGUCGGAACCUCAGACCGAUGUGUGGGGGCCUCGCGCAGACGAGCGGUUGGCAGAGUUUUUGGCGUCCGAGUUCAAACUUGAUGCUACACUCCAGUCCUACGUCGUUACACUGACCUUGAGUCAUGACGGGAACAUUUCUGUCAAAGACGGCCUUGCGACCAUCAGCCGCCACCUGACAUCUAUGGGUGUCUUCGGGCCAGGCUUCGCUGCCGUCUACCCUAAAUGGGGUGGCCUCUCAGAGGUAGCUCAAGUGGGCUGCCGGGCUGCUGCUGUCGGCGGCGCAGUCUACAUGCUGGGCUCCGGCAUUCGGGAUUUGCAGAAGCCACAGUCUGAUCAGGCAGAUGCGCCAUUGGCGCUCACCUUUACUAACGAUAUCGAGGUGAAGGCCAAGCUGGUGGUCCAAGGCAACGAGGAAUCGGACCCGGAAGACCGCCGAAUCAGCAGGAUCACCGCGGUGACCAAAUCUGACUUGUCAGCUCUCUUUGAGCUGCUGACCGAGGGUGCUCCCACGCCAGCUGUUGCAGUCGUUGCCUUCCCAACUGGUUCAAUCUCUGACGAGGAUGGAAAACCCUCAGAGUACCCAGUCUAUGCAAUGGUGCACUCGAGCGACACAGGGGAGUGCCCCACUGGACAAUAUGUUCUCUACCUGAGCACCGUUCGUACAUCGUCGGCCAAGAUCGUCCUCGAAAAGGCCUUGUCGUCGCUUCUCGCUACUGUGGCAGACGGCCAAGAAGUCCCUCCUUGCAUCUACCAGCUGUACUAUGAGCAAAGUGUUGGUGCUAGCUCCUUGAACGUAGACGACAGUGUUGCUACCUUUUCAUCCUCUCUGUCGAGCCUUGCUUUCGAUGAUUCCUUACUGGACUCUGUUCAACAGGCCUGGGAGUUGGUCACAGGUAGUUCCGGUCAAGACGAGACCGAGUACAUGAGGUUUGAGGAUCGAGAAGGCGGAGAUGAUGACGAUGCUUACGAUUAG
This is a messenger RNA of Fusarium keratoplasticum, 1497 nucleotides long. RefSeq names its product Rab proteins geranylgeranyltransferase. Lineage: Eukaryota; Fungi; Ascomycota; Sordariomycetes; Hypocreales; Nectriaceae. Gene Ontology annotation, molecular function: GDP-dissociation inhibitor activity. Gene Ontology annotation, biological process: vesicle-mediated transport; small GTPase-mediated signal transduction; protein geranylgeranylation. The coding region runs from base 1 to 1497 and encodes 498 amino acids. The record is from RefSeq and is a predicted model, not a curated record. Gene Ontology annotation, cellular component: cytosol; cytoplasm; nucleus. The transcript is spliced from 3 exons.